AUGGGUGAUGAGACGAGCCCGGCCCCGACGCCGAUGGGGAUGCCCCCCUGCGUGCUGCGUCGUCAAGACAAGCGCUGGAAGAGCGUCAUUAUUGGAGUUGCUUCUGGGACGGGCCUUGUACUUUUGGCUCUCAUUGCAUUCCUUGUUUUCAACAAAUUUAAGUGCCGGAGGGCCCAAAUGUUGGAAGGGAAGUACUUCCAGCGAAACCGUGGGCAAUUGCUGCAACAAUUGGCAUCUCAAAGAGCUGAUGUUUCAGAGAAAAUGAUCAUGACCUUGCAAGAGCUAGAGAAGGCAACAAACAAUUUUGAUCAUGGUCAUGAAAUUGGUAGUGGUGGGCAUGGCACCGUGUAUAAAGGGAUUUUGUCAGACCUCCAUGUUGUAGCUAUUAAAAAACCAAAGAUGGUAUCUCAAAGGGAGAUUGAUGAGUUUAUUAACGAGGCUGCUAUCCUAUCACAAAUUAACCACAAGAAUGUGGUAAAACUAUAUGGUUGUUGCUUUGACACGGAAGUCCCACUAUUAGUCUACGAGUUCGUAUCCAAUGGAACUCUUCGUGAUCAUCUUCAUGUUGAAGGACCGAUAUCAUUAUCAUGGGAUGACAGACUACGAAUAGCAACGGAAACGGCUAGAUCUCUAGCCUAUCUUCACUCAGCAACUUUAAUACCAAUCAUCCAUGGAGAUAUCAAGCCUGCUAACAUACUUCUGGAUGAUACUCUAACAACAAAGAUAGCAGACUUUGGAGCUUCAAGAUACAUUCCAUUGGACAAAUCAGGGUUAACAACAAUGGUGCAAGGCACACUAGGAUAUCUAGACCCAGUGUAUUUGCACACAGGGCGCCUCACAGCAAAAAGUGAUGUUUAUAGCUUUGGUGCUAUGCUUAUAGAACUGAUGACCAGAAAGAAGCCAUUUGAUUAUAUGGCUAGCGAAGACAAUAUCCUUGUGGAACAUUUUGCUACCUUAUUUGCAGAAGGCAAUUUGUCACUAACAUUAGAUCCACAAGUUAUGAAUGAGGGUGGUAACCUAAUUGAAGAAAUCGCUGGAAUUCCAGUAGCAUGUGUGAAAUUAAGAAGGAGGGAACGACCAACCAUGAGAGAAGUGGAAUUGAGAUUGCAAGUCACUCAAUCAUCUAGGGGAUUUAAGGCGAAUGUUAAUACUGUAGUAGAUUCUCCGUUACAUAGAGAUGAAAGAAUCAAAGAGGGGUUGACUAGCAGACAAUAUAGUAUGGAAGAAGAGUAUAUGUUAUCUGCAAGAUAUCCGCGGUAG
This is a messenger RNA of Triticum aestivum (bread wheat), 1260 nucleotides long. Its product is annotated as wall-associated receptor kinase 3-like. Gene Ontology annotation, molecular function: protein serine/threonine kinase activity; ATP binding. Bases 1 to 1260 code for a protein of 419 amino acids. The record is from RefSeq and is a predicted model, not a curated record. Gene Ontology annotation, cellular component: plasma membrane. Gene Ontology annotation, biological process: protein phosphorylation; cell surface receptor signaling pathway. The transcript has 2 exons. NCBI's taxonomy places the organism in Eukaryota, Viridiplantae, Streptophyta, Magnoliopsida, Poales, Poaceae.